Molecule: messenger RNA, 1572 nt
Organism: Psilocybe cubensis
Lineage: Eukaryota; Fungi; Basidiomycota; Agaricomycetes; Agaricales; Agrocybaceae
Exons: 5
Coding region: 1-1572 (523 amino acids)
Source: RefSeq, a predicted model, not a curated record
AUGCUUUCCCGACGCCCCGACAUCGCUCGACAUGUGCGACGGCUUGUUGUGAGGCCUCAUGCGAGCAAACCGCACAUGACAAUCCUCGAAAACAUCGAAGUUGCAACGGCAGUGAGAAACAUAGCGUCAGGGAUGUGUUUGGAUGCCCUGGUGAGGUUCCAUUGGGAUGCAGAUGAAUUGCCGAUGCUGGAUGAUAUGUGGUUCGCUUUACGCAUGGGUUGUCCACAGCUUCGUUUCCUUGGGAUCUCAGUUGGUGCAACCAUUCCGCAACCCAAGAGCCAUCUUUAUGAUUUCAAGGACCUCUUGGGAUUUUCUUUGACUCUUAAGCAUGGAUUUUUCGAUAAUCAAAUCGAUAUGUUUGUGGAUGAAGAACAUGCAGUGUUGCGAAAAUUCUGGGAUAUGUUGAUUCACCGUUGUCCAAACCUAGAAGAACUCGGGAUCGACGGCUACUCAAGUGUGCCAGCAGAUGUUCAUUUAAUCUUAGAAGGACGCUGGCCUUCCCUGCGAAAACUGACACUAGGCGACGUGUGUGUUGAUUGGUUCAAUCGGUCCAUCAGCCCAGGGGAGAAGCGCCCGUUUAUCACUUUUCUCGAAGCACAUCCGUCCCUUAAAUCCCUCAGUUUAUCUCGACAUACCAUACAAGCCAUCCACUUCAACACUCUGGAGCCUGGCUCGUUACCUAACGUCACACGAUUUUCGGGAACUCAUCAACAACUGCAGGCUCUUCCGCAUCUGCAUCGAAUGAUCGAGUAUGUCACAUUCCGCGAUCCGGUAGAGACAAGAGAUGUUUCCGCUCCUACUGUGGCUAGCCUGUUGCGAGAUUUGCCCUCACUUAUGAGUCUCAAAAUCGCGUUCACAUUGCACUCUAUGUACGACAGCGGGAACCUACUUCGGUCACUUAUACAAUCUUGUCCUAUGUUGCGACAUCUAGAGCUCACCUGUGCUCAUAAACCAUCUUUUCAGCUUGAUACGUUUGCAAAGACAAUCCGAGGCUUUCCCAAACUUCGAUCCCUUCAUCUCACCAUUGUCAAAUAUCCGGGCGAUGAAACGCUCGUGUCCGGCGCAACACGAAUUGCACAGUCCAACCCGCGUCUGCAAACGUUCUCGCUUACAUUUAUUCCUCCUGUGUAUCCUGUCCCGCUUCCUUUUUCUUUCGCCCUUCCCAACCGCACUCUCAUCCCCUUUGCCUUGCCUGUGCGCGCGACGGGGGUAUUCGAGGUGGCUUGUGACGUUCAUGGACUGCCCCUCACACUGACAGGGACGGAGUACUGCCGCUUCGUGUGGCCACUCGGGCUCGGCGUAUCGACUCGCACAAGAAAGUAUAGCACUGACCUCCGGCCCAUGGGAUACCCGGGGCGUCAUCGGAAAACGGGCGUGCUUGGGGUGCUAUCGCUGCUGGUCGAAGGAAGCUCUGCCGGUGAAGAGAUCAGGGUGUUAGUAUUUUGUGCAUUUUUAACCGUGCUCGCGGCGUUUGGGAUUGCAGUGAACGGGUCGAGCGGGGGAAGUCGGUCACGGACGCUCGCACAGGCAGGUGCGAGUGUUGCUGCUGCCGCGAACGGUGUCCAGGAGUGA